CGGUGCUUCUGCUCGCCGGCCCAAAAUCGCCUCAUCGACCACGCCCCCUUCCAGGCUCCCGUCUCCAUGGGUCUCCUCUCAAACAGGAUUGGGAGGGAGAGCCUCAAGGCGGGGGAUCAUAUCUACUCCUGGAGGGCGGCGUGGGUCUACGCGCAUCACGGAAUAUAUGUGGGCGAUGAUAAGGUGAUCCAUUUCACAAGAGGAAGAGGACAGGAGGUCGGAACAGGAACUGUCGUCGAUAUUAUUCUUGUGAGUUCCACCCCAAAACGAAGCAACACGCCUUGCCCGGUGUGCACCGACGAAACCAGCGACAGCAGCACAGAGACGAACGGCGUGGUAUCCUCCUGCCUCAGCUGCUUCCUAGCUGGGGGUGCUCUCUACCGUUUCGAGUACGCAGUCAACCCGGCGCUCUUCCUCGCCAAAGCGCGAGGAGGGACGUGCACGCUCGCUCCCUCUGACCCUGACGACACGGUGGCUCGCCGCGCCAGAUACCUGCUGAGCAACGGUUUCAGGUGCUACAACCUGUUCAAGAGCAACUGCGAGGACUUCGCGAUAUACUGCAAGACUGGCCUUCUUGUCGCUGAGCAGGGCGUUGUCGGGCAGAGCGGGCAGGCUAUCUCCAUCAUCGGUGGACCUCUCGCCGCGGUGGUCUCGACCCCAUUCCGCUUGGUUACCACGAACAUCUAUGGGAUGGCGGUGAUGGCCGUCGGGGUGUACUGCGCGAGCAGGUAUGCAGCUGAUAUUGGCAACCGCCGUGAUGUGGUGAAAAUGGAAGUCGAGGACCUGACGGCCGGACUGGCCAGCGGCAGGAUAUGUGCUGUGGAGAACAUCGCCCAGCUGGUGGCUCCGGAGGCAGAAGGCCCGGCCGAUGCCACGGCCACGGCCACGCUGGCUGCUUAACGGACCAUUGUGCCAUUGUUGCUGUGAGAGAGAUGUGCGUCAGCCAACAUGUGUGCUAUUGCUUUGGCUUAUUUGUGUUCAGAAUCCACUUAAACUCGGUCGAAGUGAGCUUUCCGUUCGGCAACGUCUGUACUCUUACGAAUCUCGAUCGUGUAUGUCUUUAAGUAUUGUGUUGUGUUUCAAAGAUAAAAAAAGGUGACCUUUGUGU
Molecule: messenger RNA, 1108 nt
Organism: Zea mays
Lineage: Eukaryota; Viridiplantae; Streptophyta; Magnoliopsida; Poales; Poaceae
Exons: 3
Coding region: 67-900 (277 amino acids)
Source: RefSeq, marked predicted